AUUUGGUAAUUAAUAUUUAACAAGUUUUGUCACUAUAUAUAUCUAAGAUGAAGUGGUCAGAGAAGAAAGUGUAUAAUUUGAUGAAAUGAAGAGAAGAAGAGAUAUGGAAGUAGAGUCAACAGAAAUAACAAUUGGUAUUGAAGAACUAUCUAUGAUGAAGCUCAUCAAAGUCAAAUUAAUUAAACAUGAUCAACAACAAACUGCUCUUAAUCUUGUUGCUAAUCAUGAUGAUGAUAAAGAUUAUAAUUAUCAUAUUCCUACUAUGCCUUUUCUCUCUAUCUCCAAUUUAGUCCUUCAAGUUCUUGAUAAGAUAGGGCCGACAAUGGCUGUGUUGAGACAAGACAUAUUUCAAAAUAUUCAGAAAUUGGAAAAGGUGCAUGAUUCAGACCCUGCUCUCUACUCAAAUAUGGUUGAGAUAUUAAAGAAAGAGAUAAUUAGUGAAGGCAAAGGAACAAAGUGUUCUAAAACUUGUUGCAAAGCUCUUCUUUGGCUCACCAGAUCCUUGGAUUUCACCUUAGCAUUGUUACAACUACUGGCGGAUGAUUUAGAGAGGAACAUGGUGCAAGCUGUUCAAGAAUCUUACACUAACACCCUUAAGCCAUGGCAUGGAUGGAUCUCUUCAGCUGCCUUCAAGGUAGCACUAAAGCUAGUGCCAGAGAGCAAGGGGUUAAUCACAAUUCUGAAGGGCAAAGAUAAAAAUAACGAUGAUUUUAAGAAGGAAUUGCGUACCUUCAUUUCACUAUUGACACCUUUGUUAAAAGAAAUUCACGACGUUUUGGGUGCAUAUGGUCUUGAUAUGUUAAAAUCUACUUGAAGAUGAAAAUGUGACAAGCUAGCUGUAAAUAUAACUUUUUUUUAAAAGUUUUCUAACCAUUAUCCUUUUUUUGCUUGUUAUGUAAAAUAUACAUCCCAAGUUCAGUUAUGUGAACGUACACUUCAUUUGGUACAUAUCUACGUACUUGUAAGCACCAAAAUGGGAUGUGUACCUUUUAUUCUAAUUCACGAUUAUAAGAUUAGAUUGUGUGGUUUGAUGUAAACACCAGGUACUAAUGCACCCGGUGUUUGCAUCAAACGAUUUAAUAUAA
Molecule: messenger RNA, 1085 nt
Organism: Solanum tuberosum (potato)
Lineage: Eukaryota; Viridiplantae; Streptophyta; Magnoliopsida; Solanales; Solanaceae
Product: glycolipid transfer protein 3
Exons: 6
Coding region: 86-814 (242 amino acids)
Biological process (GO): intermembrane lipid transfer; ceramide transport
Cellular component (GO): cytosol; cytoplasm; membrane
Molecular function (GO): ceramide 1-phosphate transfer activity; ceramide 1-phosphate binding
Source: RefSeq, a predicted model, not a curated record